UCCUAAAACAGAUAGAAACCCUUAACCAGGGAAAGGAAAAGAAAUAACUUACACUUACACUCACACUUACACUCAUUUCCAUACAAGAAUCCUAAAACAGAUAGAAACCCUUAAAGAAAUAACUUAAUAUUUCUCUCAUCACUACCAAAUUUUUAGUCCUUUAGCAUUUUGAGCAACACCCAGAAUUUUAGUACAAGUAAGAAUACUUAUUAGUUUUCGUAUACGCAAUGGCAGAUGCAUCUGAAAAUUUUCAUAGUCUUCACUAUCAGAAUAUUGGUUAUCUAGAAAACAACUUAGAUUUGGAGAAUAAUGGAAACUUGAUAAAAAAUAAAGACUCAGCGGAUGAUCAUCAACAUCAUCGUCGACAAGUACUAAGAACAGCACAUAAUAUGUCAUCGUCUUCGUUAAGAAAGAAAUCUGAUCUUUCACUUCUUGAAAAUGUUAGAGUUGGAUUUGUUCGAAGAACUUUGAGGAACAUCAAUGAAGUUAUCUUUGGGACCAAAUUAUCAGUUCUCUUUCCAGCUAUUCCUUUAGCUAUCAUCGCUAAUUGCUAUCAUUUUGGAAGACCUUGGAUUUUUGCUCUGAGUUUGAUGGGGCUAACUCCACUUGCUGAACGUGUCAGUUUCCUCACUGAGCAAAUUUCCUUCUAUACGGGUCCAACAGUUGGAGGGCUUCUAAAUGCAACAUGUGGAAAUGCAACUGAACUCAUAAUAGCAAUAUUUGCUCUGAGCAAAAGAAAAAUUGAAGUAGUGAAGUACUCUCUUUUGGGUUCUAUUAUUUCAAACCUUCUUCUUGUUCUCGGUACUUCCCUUCUCUGUGGUGGUCUUGCUAACCUAAAGAAGAACCAGAAGUAUGAUAGAAAGCAAGCAGAUGUGAACUCGCAACUCCUGUUGCUUGCAUUUUUAUGCCACCUGUUGCCCUUGAUGUUCCGAUAUAGUUCUGCAGCUUCUGCUAGUCCUGAUGCAGCAGCAUUUGCUAUCCUUCAAUUAUCUAGAGCAAGUAGUAUCGUCAUGUUGAUAGGAUAUAUUGCAUAUCUUUUCUUCCAACUGAAGACACACAGAAAGUUAUUCCAAGCUGAAGAAGAAGAAGUAGUAGACGGCAGUGACGACACGAUUUUAGAAGAGGCAGUAAUUGGAUUUUGGAGUGGAUUUAUCUGGCUGGCUGGAAUGACAGUCUUGAUAGCUUUGUUAUCCGAGUAUGUUGUGGGCACGAUUGAGGCUACCUCAAGUUCAUGGGGUUUGUCUGUAAGUUUCAUCAGUAUCAUCUUACUGCCAAUAGUUGGAAAUGCUGCUGAACAUGCCGGUGCUGUCAUAUUUGCUUUUAAAAACAAAUUGGAUAUAUCUUUAGGUGUUGCUCUCGGAUCUGCAACUCAAAUUUCUAUGUUUGUGGUUCCAUUAACUGUCAUUCUUGCGUGGACAUUGGGUAUCGAAAUGGAUCUUGAUUUUAAUCUUCUUGAGACCGGCUGUCUUGGUUUUUCCAUCUUGAUCACGGCCUUCACUUUACAGGACGGAACAUCCCAUUACAUGAAAGGUUUAGUUCUCAUGCUUUGCUACAUAGUCAUUGGUGCAUGUUUUUUCGUCCUCAGAGCCCCAUUCCAACCAACAGAUGUUAUUAACUUGGGUUUAAUGAAAUUCCCAAGUGGAGAAGUUAUAGAAUCUUGAAAGGGGCAGGAAGGGACAGGCUCAGACCUUUCAUUCACUAGCUCAAGUUCACUACCGCAUGUUAUCAUAUAGUACACGCUGAAGCAGUUCAUAAUUCAAAGUUUAUCCACGGAUACUUCUGUAAUGACCAAGAGUUAAGAUCUGAAUGCAAAGAAUUCCUUUCGAAGCUAUAGAGGAAGAAAACCCCUUAGAGGUUAUUGUGUUCAUGACUCGUGUACAGAGUUCUAUAUCGUUUUGAUUUCGUAGUGUAAUGCACUUUGUGGUUUUUUCAUUUUUAUUUACUAUUGGUAUUGAGAGAUGCAUAUUGGUAUGCUCAAGACUCAUGUACAAUGUUCCCUCUGGUUUUAAUUCUCGUAAUGCCAUUUUCGGCUUGAUCCCCGGA
Messenger RNA from Papaver somniferum (opium poppy), 2043 nucleotides. Its product is annotated as vacuolar cation/proton exchanger 3-like. NCBI's taxonomy places the organism in Eukaryota, Viridiplantae, Streptophyta, Magnoliopsida, Ranunculales, Papaveraceae. The record is from RefSeq and is a predicted model, not a curated record. The transcript is spliced from 10 exons. Gene Ontology annotation, biological process: calcium ion transmembrane transport; intracellular calcium ion homeostasis. Gene Ontology annotation, molecular function: calcium:proton antiporter activity. Gene Ontology annotation, cellular component: plant-type vacuole membrane. Bases 228 to 1661 code for a protein of 477 amino acids.